Molecule: messenger RNA, 1677 nt
Organism: Ceraceosorus guamensis
Lineage: Eukaryota; Fungi; Basidiomycota; Exobasidiomycetes; Ceraceosorales; Ceraceosoraceae
Exons: 3
Coding region: 252-1436 (394 amino acids)
Biological process (GO): ergosterol biosynthetic process
Molecular function (GO): C-4 methylsterol oxidase activity; iron ion binding
Source: RefSeq, a predicted model, not a curated record
CGCAUGACGUCUGAGCGUCUGCCUUUGGGCAUUAUUCCCGUCUUGGUGUCUGAUCGAUUCGCACACUCCAGAUUUCCCUUUCGACCUUAGCGUCUCACUCUUCAAGGUAAGCAGCAAAGAGGGCGGGCGACUACAUAACGGCUGCAGACGCCCAUCCCUUGCCUUGAAUCCACCCCCACCAUCCACCCUCUCACAAGUAAGGUCAACGUGAGGCAUUCGAUACACUUUUCACGAACACAAUAGACUCUACGAUGGCGGAUCCUUCGCAAUUCCCCAAGGCGAUGGGCGAAGCGCCCAGCCGUCGACCCAACAUGGGCGAACAGAAGCUUACCGACAGCAACGUGCCCUCCUUGGCGCCAGACAACGCUUGCGAUGAGCCUGCUCCCACCGCUCCCGGCGGCGCAGGCCACGCAGCCAUUGCCAAGGACUCAGAGGGCAAGAACUUCGACAAGGUGUACGGUGUCAGGCCAAAGACUACAUGGCAGCUGAAGCCUCCCGCCACCUGGACUCUGUGGGAGUUCAUCGCUUCGCUCGAUCUUUGCCCCGAAGUCUCUUACCAAAGGAGAGCGGCAACCGAAAAGCUGCGCGGCCCCCCUCCUUACCAACCCAUGUGGCGUGAGAAUGCCUUCAUCAUCCCCACUGCUUCCAUUCCUCUGGCGAUUCACUGGGCGUGGAACAAGCUUGUGCCCGAGCACAAGUUGCACUUUGCGCCGGGAUGGGUCUUGUACCACUUGUCUUUCAUCCUGUUCGCGUUCCUGAUGAUCGGAAGAUUGCACAAGUACAUGGCCACGUACGGUACCUUUGACGAACUCAACCGUGGACGAGACAUGGUCGACGACAGGCACGUCAACCACCUGGGUCGCUCCAUCUUCAUCUACACCGUCUUUCGCACCCUCGGCCCCUUCAUCUUGUCAUGGCGCGGAGAGAUGUCGAACCCAUUCGAGGGCUUGAGCAUCUAUUCCAUCCCCAAGAUUAUGGCAUUCGAGGUUGCUCUCGACUACUGGUUCUACCUCUACCACAGAUCCUGCCACGAGUUUGACAGCCUGUGGUUCAUCCACCGUCAGCACCACGCCACCAAGCACCCGACACCCAUUCUCUCCAUCUUGGCCGACGACAUCCAGGAGUGCAUCGAGAUCUUCAUUGUUCCCUUCCUCGCCUCUCUCGUCACGCCCAAGAUGUCCUUCGUCGAGAUUCACUACGCCAUCUGCUACUUGCUCUACGUUGAAGCUCUCGGACACUCGGGUAUCCGCGCUUACUGGCCCCACCCACUUCUCGGUCUGAUGCUCCGUCCCCUCGGCAUGGAGCUUGCCGUUGAAGACCACGAUCUUCACCACCGAUUCGGCAAGUCCGGCAAGAACUACGGAAAGCAGACGCGCAUUUGGGACCGCAUCUUCGGAACCGUUGGAGAGCGUAUUGAGUGCGCUGCUCAGUACUAAGCCGUACGCUCGAAGACCGCCAAUAAUUUCUUCAAUUCCUGGCUUGGAACUCGGAUCGUCUUUGCGCUAUUCACACCCUGACUUUCGUGCUCCUGCAUUAUAUAUUUCAAUGCCGUCCUAUUGCCGGAAACUCAUUUGCUCAAUUGCUCAGUUUUAAGACUCUGUAAAUCAAACGAAAUCGAUGAAUUACGCAUUCUAUUCCCGUGAAUGGUUCUCCAAGACGAAAUCGAUGAAUUACGCA